AUGGCAGACAGAGAUCCAGAAAACCCUGUGUCUGAUGAGAAAAAUGAAGACAUAAAUAAAGAUUUGGAACUUUUCACUGGGAUCUCUCAUAGGCGCUCUAUCAUCAUAGUCAUGAUCCUCGUUUAUAUUAAUCUCAUCAAUUAUAUGGAUCGUUACACAAUUGCAGGUGUCCUCCCUGUUAUUGCUAAUGAUUUCAGGAUAAAGGACAGUGACUCCGGACUGGUUCAGACAGUGUUUAUUUGUAGUUACAUGGUGUUUGCUCCCGUCUGUGGGUACCUGGGGGAUCGGUACAACAGAAAGUACAUAAUGGGUGGAGGCAUCGCCUUCUGGUCAGUCAUCACCCUGUCCAGUUCAUUCAUCACGAAGGAGCUGAUCACACGAGGCCUUGUGGGAGUUGGAGAAGCAAGCUACUCCACCAUCGCCCCAACGCUGAUUGCGGACCUAUUCCUUCAUGAUGAACGCAGCAGAAUGCUGUCUUUUUUCUAUUUGGCUACACCUGUUGGCUGUGGACUUGGUUACAUUGCUGGGUCAAAGGUGACGAGUGCAGCAGGUGAAGACUGGCAUUGGGCAUUAAGAGUUACUCCAGGACUGGGUGUUGUAGCAGUGUUAUUACUGUUCUUCGUGGUCCAAGAGCCUCCCAGAGGGGCCGCUGAAGGGAGGAUAAGAAGGAAACCCCUCACCAACUCUUCCUGGACUUCCGAUAUAAAAUCCUUGUUGAAAAAUCCAAGUUUUGUUCUUUCGACAUUUGGGUCUACAGCAGUGGCGUUUAUUGCAGGAGCCCUGUCCCUUUGGGCUCCAACGUUACUGAUGCGUGCACGGAGGGUGUUAUACAAAGAUAAUCCGUGUCAAAUCGCUAUUUGUAGCACUGAUGACAGUUUGAUUUUCGGAGUGAUCACUUGUGUGACUGGUAUUGUGGGGGUUAUAGCUGGUGUGGAGAUCAGCAAGUGUUGCCGGAGAAAAAAUCCACGUUCGGACGCUUUGGUCUGCGGCUUUAGCCUCUUGUGCGCACAGCCCUUCCUUUACGUCUCCUUAGUGAUAGCAAAGAAAAGCCUUAUUUCAACUUACGUUUUAAUCUUCAUUGGGGAAACACUGCUUUCCAUGAACUGGGCGAUUGUUGCAGAUAUAUUACUGUAUGUGGUGAUUCCUACAAGACGUGGAACGGCGGCAGUAUUGCAGAUCGUUGUGUCCCACAUAUUAGGAGAUGCUGGAAGCCCGUAUGUAAUCGGAGUGAUUUCAGAUCUAAUAAGCAAAGGAACGCCAGAUUCAGACCUCUUGCGGUUUAAUAGCUUAGGCUCCGCUCUAAUUAUUUGUGCCUUUGUUGGAGUCAUCGGAGGGGGAUUUUUCCUUGCAACCUCUUUCUACGUAGAGAAAGAUCAGAAGAAGGCGGAAAGCGACUCCCAAGAUGAAGAUGAAGAGGUUUGAGAAGAGGCCUGGACAUCCUUUACAAAAUGUAACGAACACGGUAAGAAUUAAGCCCUAAAUGAGUCCUGGUAAGCAACAGCAGCAACAACAAGCUGCCAUGGUUUCCUCCUCUUGACUGUACUGAUAAGUUCUCACAAUGGGUUGGUGGUUGCUCUUCAAGUAGGUGAGUA
Messenger RNA from Pelobates fuscus (common spadefoot toad), 1592 nucleotides. Its product is annotated as protein spinster homolog 1-like. The coding region runs from base 1 to 1422 and encodes 473 amino acids. Gene Ontology annotation, cellular component: membrane. Gene Ontology annotation, molecular function: transmembrane transporter activity. Gene Ontology annotation, biological process: transmembrane transport. The record is from RefSeq and is a predicted model, not a curated record. The transcript has 11 exons. Lineage: Eukaryota; Metazoa; Chordata; Amphibia; Anura; Pelobatidae.